CUGUUAAAUCCCGGAGGAGGGAGGAGCUACAAUAACUGCGGGACAACGUGACAUUUCCGCAUGUCAAUAAAAGUAACUUUGUGAAGUCAAGAGGAAGAUGGUUAAUUUGGAUAUGUGGCUGGUGGCUGCUCUACUGGUUUCACUUAUACAAGUGCCCAAAAGUAACAUGUGAAGAGUUUCGGUCACAUGAUGUCAAGCCUGAAGAGACAUCAGCUGCAAGGUGCUGCCUCCUCUCAAGGAAACAAUACACUUGGAAGUUUUUUUUAACAGCUGCUGAAUCUAAAAAGGUGCAGACUGAGCUGUAAGUUACACAUGUUGAAGUUAAAGCCUCAGUUUGACCUGCACAGAGAUGUGGUGUGUGAUAUCCUCAGGAAGGAGGCGUCGGUCUGCAGGGUGAAAGAAUACUCUGGAGCAGUGGACGCUCGUAUCCUGAACAUUGAGAAAGAUGGGGGCAUUCUUUACUCUUGGAAGGGAGCAACCGGGACCACCAGAAUUGGGAAAUAUGACUCAAACACCAAGCAGAACAAGCUCCUGUACACGUUUGACGAGCAGGUGUGUGUCAGCAGCUGUUCGCUGAACAAGGAGGAGACACUGUUAGCUGUUAGUUUGGCACAAAAUACCAGCAAAGAGGCGCACCUUAAACCAAUAUCCAAGUGUCUAACCCUCCUGAUUGAGAUCUAUCCUAUCAAUAACACUAAAGUCCUUAAGGCAGUGGACUGCAGGGUCAAAGUGCAGUUCCUCCAUUCAGAACCUGACAGGAGAUCAGUGCUGGAGAGCCACCUGCUGCUGCUGACUGAAGAUGGAUAUGUGGAUCUGUACCACGUUCUACUGACCAGACAGGAAGGUUAUAGAGUGGUGAUGGCGAAUCCUGAGCGUUUGUCCAAAACAGUAGAGAGAAUAGUAGAAGACCUCUGCUGGGUCCAGUGGGACGGUCACACACAAAGACUCUACUAUCUCACACACAAGGACAAGUUCCUGCUGCGAUGUGUUCAGUUUUACCCCAACCGCAACUGUGAAACUAUGUUGGAGCUCCCAUUAGAGCUGCCUGCUAAUCCUUUCCGCACAGUCAAGUUUGUAAAUCUGGGUUUUGACCAUUAUCACAUCGAGAAUCCAGAGAAGGAGUUUGCAAGGAUGGAAGUGUUCACCAACAGAAUAGGGAGCAUGUGUGUUUGCUACAGCCAACCUCUUAAUGACAAACAGGAACUGAUCUACAGCGUGGUUUUAGUUCACAAAGACUGCAGCAAGACUUUCAGAGUAACUUUGGGCAGUGACGAGUCACCACAGAAAGCCAUGCAUCUCCAUCCACUCUUCAUCCCCAUAGGUUACUACAUCGUGGUAUAUCUGCAGGGUUAUUUUCUCCACUGUAUCAACACCAGGCAGCAGGAGAUUCUCUGUCACUCCCUCUUUCUCUCUGGUUAUGAUGUAGACUUGGGCCUGCAGUCUCAGUCAGUAAACAUCACAGUGUUGCAUGCAGAGGAGGAGUCCAGCACUGCUCUGUUGGACCUGGCCGGUGGGAAGAUCCACACUGCUGAGCUUAGCCCUGCCUACUUGCUGCAGAUACUGCGAUCAGACACACCCUCUAAGUGUCCCAGCAGUAAGGCUGACCCUCAGCGCCUGGCCGCCCUUCACUGCCUGCUGGUUUACAUGGGAAAUGACCCAAACCUGGAGCUGAAGAUUAUUGAAUGGCUGUGUGACAAUGUGAACACCUUCGAAUCCUUUGAUCAGAUCCAGGAGUUCAUUCUAGCCUCUUUGUACAGAAUAAGCUAUAAGCAGGUGCUCAGCAUGGACAAAGUCCUGCCUUACUCCUCUGUAUUCGACAAGAAGGAGGUACCAGCAUGUCUAUCGGAGGUACCUGGUGUGUUGUGUACGACUGAAAUGCAUACUGAGUCCGUCUUCAAAGACAAGGCCAGGAGUCUCCAGGGUUUCUGGUCAGAGCUGCAGUGGAACACGGAUAGGACAAAAUAUCUGGAAGCUGUUCCCAACCCCAGAUACAGAACCUCCCACAUACAGGCCGACUGGGAUAAACUGAGGUCCGAGAGGAGACCGUCCAGCCACAUGAAUCACAUGGAAGAGAACACAAAGAAAGUUCUAUCAAUGGUGGACACCUGGUGUCUUGAUAAGAAGCUGGUGCCACUUUUCCAAGAGGAGGACCGCCAACAGAGGGUGCUCAUAGGCCUGACAGUGGACAAGCUGCGAGAGCAUCUCAACAGACACGUGCCUCGAUUGGGGAAGAAGAAGAUCGACUCCCUGGUUGUCAGCUAUGUAGCCAAACUGCUGGAGCUCAUCAGACACAUGCUGGAGUCAGUCUGGCUGAAGUACAAACUGGGCCCCCGUGUUUUGUGCCUCACACAGCAGGGCAGUCCAGCAGAAUGGUCCGUGUUUCACUUCAUGUUUCGGAUCCUGGAAGCCACGAGGGGUCUGUGCCUGCCCCUCCCACCUGGCUAUCACACCCUGUUAGCAGUGUUUGCUGUGCGUUGCCUCCCUCGUCACACCUUCCUGCAGUACAUAGACCACGGUUUCCUGCAGCUCACUGAAACCUUUGUGUCUCGGCUCAUGACAGAUUUGGACAACAGUGAUGCCAACGAGAAACUGAAGUUCAGCAUACUCAAGAGGCUCCCUGAGCCUAUGGAGCAGAGGAUCUACCAUAUGUGGGAUCAUCCUGUCAGUUCAGCUUCGAUCUCCAGAGAUUAUGUUAAGACUUUGCUUGAGAAACGCAACAAAAACAAGGGCUUUGCAUUCACCAGCAGAGACAAGCCAGGCUUCAGACCAGAGUUUCUGCCUCUUACCUACCUGGCGAAAAUGCUCUCUGAUAUCGAGGAACAAGCCUUGAACCCGUUCGAGGAGCAGGAGAACGUGGACGCCAGGUUUGUGGAGGAGACGGCUCUGAAACAGACACUUAUCCUGCUGGGCUUUGAGGAAAAAUGAAGAAUCGGGAGGAAAGGUGGAGAGAGGAUGGAUGGAUUGAAGGGGAGAAACAGAUGAGGGGGAAAAUGUGUUUGAGAGAGCAGUCAUUGACUGGGCCUUGAGGACAAGUAACAGAUGGGUGGAUGACGGAGGGCGAGGAGUGAAAGAUGAAUGGAAAGAUUGAAAGGCAAGGCGCUCAUAAACAAGCUUUCACUGUUUGCUGACAAAUUAGGGUAGGAUGAAGGGAUAGAUGGAUGGAGACACCCAAAAAGGAAAGGCGGUGAGGAACACCCCGCUUCAGACCGUUUAUAAACUACCAAAACUUUAAUACAAUAGGGAACACAGAUCUUCAAUUUAAGGAAACAUGCUUUUAAGUUGUUUUUUUUAUUGAAAAUCAAUAACUGUAGCUAUUCACUGCAGCUAUUUAUAUUAACUCGAUUUCUGUAGCAGCAACAAUUCUCUCCCAUGUCUCCGCAACUUCUCCACAUUCUCUCCUAUACAAUUUAUGAACAUAGGUGUUUUAUACUGCAAACGGUAUUUAUAAAUCAAAACGCACUUGUUUAUCCUCCUGUGCUUCCUGUAUUGCUGCACCCCAUCAACUUGAUUACAUGCUGACAAAAGCUUUGCAGACACAGUAGCUUGAUUCAGUUGCUCGGUGGCUGCUGUGCAUUAAAUCUGAUUUUGACUUUUUAAAGGGGCUUAGGGAUAACUCAGCGGGACUAACUGGCACUUUUAAAGUGCUAAAUUACAGCCGGAUAUUUAGCUUUUGUAAACUGAAUAUACAAAUGAACAGAUACGCUGAUUAAUACUUCGUACCAAAUAUAUAUGAGAUUAUGUGAUGAGUGGCAGAUGAGGUAGACGGAUUUUCAAGAUUUGACAUAUUUUCGAUGUGGAUUAAGCAAAACUGACUGCAAUUUAUCAUUAUGAAGAUGUCAUGUUGACAUUCGUAUGAGGGAAAAUCACAUAUGUUAGCUGAGUUUCAGUAAAGCACAAACAAUACCUGACUUUGAAACGUUUGAAAUGUUUUAGCCAAAGUUCUCAAAUGUUAAAUGUUGUAUGAAGUUUGUUUAAGAUUCUGAUUUAAACUGAGACUAAACUUUAUAAAGAAUAAAUAUUCUUACUCUUAUACAUAAAAAGUGGAAUUCAUAAGCAAUAAAACACAUUCUCGCUUGAUUCAACACACUCAGGGGUUUUUCGUCUAUAAUGGCAUUACUGAGCCCACUCUUCUCUACUUUUGCUAGUGUUACAUUAUGUUUUAGCAUUUUAGCAUUUACCAUUACCCUGUAAUUGUCACCUGUGGUUGUGGCAGCUGUUCAGUAAAAGUUAUACAGGCUCACUUUAAACAGAAACUAGCUACUCAAAGAACAAAAUGCAUUGCCUGAUAAUAAUACCAGGUUUUGGUCCUUGACAGCUGUCAAUACUCUGUGCUGCUGACACAUUUUAGUUAGUAUCAAAAAGGUAUUCAUGUUCCAUUACUAACCCUACUUAUAAUUUAGGUUAUAAAUAAUGAAAAAGGCAGUUGACUUUGUUUAUAUAGCAAAAAUCAAUCUACAAAAUGCUGUAAAAAGCAUGAAACCAAACGAGACAGUGCAGGGUUAAUAAUGUGAACUGAAAUAAAAAAACAAAAAGAAAAGACGCCAACAUUGCUUAGCUGUCUGCACACAAACACACACACACACUCAAAUGUCUGGUUUAAAUAAGGUGGCCGUGUGCCCUCAAUCAUGACGGAGCUUUUACUGUAAGUGGUGAAGUUACAGUGGGGUGUGUGUGUGUGUGCAGUAUUUGUUCAUAAUCCUUCUUAUAGUGUCUGAAUGUUGGCACCCUAUGCCCCAUCUAAGACUAAAUACUACAUAUUUACAUGUCAUGUCAUAUGAUUUGAGAAGUAAAACAUUCCUCUAAAUAAAGGGAUUUCUUAAUCACUCGUUUCUUAUGUUUACAUAAAGAGUUUUGUAUGAUGAAUUGUAAAUAAAGAGAUUUUUUUUU
Molecule: messenger RNA, 4887 nt
Organism: Thunnus maccoyii (southern bluefin tuna)
Lineage: Eukaryota; Metazoa; Chordata; Actinopteri; Scombriformes; Scombridae
Product: gamma-secretase activating protein
Exons: 32
Coding region: 313-2925 (870 amino acids)
Biological process (GO): positive regulation of amyloid-beta formation
Cellular component (GO): trans-Golgi network
Source: RefSeq, a predicted model, not a curated record